Messenger RNA from Sabethes cyaneus, 3038 nucleotides. It is a transcript of the gene MTF-1, whose product is annotated as zinc finger protein ZXDC. Gene Ontology annotation, cellular component: nucleus. Gene Ontology annotation, biological process: regulation of transcription by RNA polymerase II. The transcript is spliced from 8 exons. Lineage: Eukaryota; Metazoa; Arthropoda; Insecta; Diptera; Culicidae. The coding region runs from base 111 to 2204 and encodes 697 amino acids. The record is from RefSeq and is a predicted model, not a curated record.
UGGCGAUAUUUUUGUGCAAGUUGUGAAAAUUUUCCACCACAAUUUUUUACUCACUAGUGUAUGGCGAUCUAAAAAGCCGGAAAAUUUAUAGGAAUCAUAAAACGGACGCGAUGAGCUAUCAGAUAACACUGCAGGAUUGCAUCAACGAUAAUACCUUCGAUAUCGAUGCAUUCGAAAGAGCCAUCCAGCAACAGGUUCCGCAAUAUUUUCAGAACUUGGCGGAGGAAAAUCCCCAGCUUGGAUCGCUCGAUUUAGUGCUAGCCUCGGUUAAUGGAGAGGAAACGACAGCAGCAGCAGCCGGGCCUGGAACUGGCUCCGGUGGCAUCCGGAGUCGAGCCGGUUCUAGCUCCGGCAGUGGAAGCAGCAGUAGUGAAAAUAGUAUUCUGAUUGAAUUUGAGAAAAUUGAUGAACAGGAGGACGGAGGUAAUUAUGAAAACAAUACUCUAAACGAAGAAGGAGAGCCAUCGCAUGCCACAAUCACAAUCGAGGGACCUGACAACCAAGUGCUGGCCCGUUAUCGUUGUAAUUAUGGUAGCUGCAAUCGGAGCUACAGUACAGUGGGAAACUUACGCACUCACAUGAAAACUCAUCGAGGUGAAUAUAAGUUUAAAUGCACGGAAGAUGGUUGCAGUAAGGCGUUCCUGACCUCCUAUAGCCAAAAAAUUCACAUCAGAGUGCACACCAAAAUCAAGCCGUACGUAUGCCCGGAAAGUAACUGUAAGAAGGCGUUCAACACCCGAUAUCGUUUGAGAGCACACCAGCGGUUACACAAUGGCGAAACCUUUAAUUGUGAAGUUUGCUCAAAGUUUUUUACUACGCUUAGUGACCUGAAGAAGCACUCGCGGGUUCACACUCAGGAAAGACCCUACAAAUGCAAAGAGGACAAAUGUGGUAAGGCCUUUACCGCUUCACAUCACUUGAAAACUCACAUCCGUACGCAUUCGGGAGAAAGGCCAUUUUCAUGCGCCGUUUCGGACUGUCACAAAGCGUUUAGCACACCGCACAGUUUAAAAUCUCACACCAAAACGCACGAAAAAACUAAGAAGAAACCCUCAAAACUAUCCAAAAAACAAAGAAAACUAGAGCAAAUCACCAAAGCAGACGGAAGUGCAAUCAAAGUGGAAUCAUCCCAGGAUUUGAUGCUCGAUGAUGAGAUCCCACCAUUGGAACCGGAACCGGCUCAAUCAGCAGAGGAACCUGUAAACUUGUCUGACCAACAGGAGGCUCCGUUUAGUUUGGCAGAUUUUCACGAAUCUAAGGCCUUGGAGAUGGCGCUGGCAUCGGAGGAGGAAUUCAAUGCACCGUGGGUAGAUAUUUCGGUACUGGAAUCGAAACCCUUAGCACUAGAUCCGGUAACGUCUUCCUGUGUGGCAUUGCCGACAAGUGUCCCUUCGUAUGUUGAUUUGCCGUUUAACGUGGGUGUGGCUGACUUUGCCGAACCCGAGCCGAACGGAAACAAUGUGGAAUUGUUUAUGCCAAAUUAUUAUAAUGAAAAUUUACUUGAGGAAAAUGUUCGCAAAGAAAUUGAUAAAGCAAUACAAAUAAGUGAGCGAAAUGUGGCUAACCAGGAGCAAAUGGGUAGUGAAGAUACAGACACUAUUCUGAAUGAACUUUUCUUGGAGGGCUUGCUGCCGAGCACAGAUCAAAUCCCAGACACUAACAACAACAAUAACAGCAACGCCAAUUGCAUGGGACCAGUCAAAACACUUAAGGACAUUACGGCAGAGGCAGACAUCUGUCGAUGCAUUAACUGCCGGUGUGAUCCACUGCAGGGUUGUGUCGGCGGAUGUGGUCCCGAUAGCCCUUGUAGACCGCACUCGGUUCCUAGUCAGCAGCAGCAGCAGCAGCCACAGCUAAUAGGCUCUCUUCAACCACAGAAUCAGCAGACUCAAGCAAUAACUAAAAGCAAUGAACAACUCAUCAGCACGAGGAAACAACCAGAAUUGCAACCUUCGGGCUGUUGUUCGUCACGAGCAUCAGCAUCGUCCGCAACGACGUCGGCCGAGCCUAUUUCCGAUCUGCUUUCGAGUUUGCUGGGUCAGCAGAGCUGCAGCUGUAGCGGAGGUCCAGCCGAAGGCCUCUCAAAAGGGUGCUGCGUUGUCAUUUGCCUUAAGACGCUGGAAACCCUGAAGAAAGUUCUCACCACGCAGCCCAACCUAAUUCGGUGCCAUAGUUCCAGUAGCACCAGUGCCAUUGCGAAUUGAAUGCAUAUUUAAAGCCCCGCUAAGCCGCCUCCGAGCAAUUGAACAAAGAUUAGUCAGAUAGGUUUUUUAGUGUUAUCUCUGUUUAAAAUGUCGUUUAUGAUUAUUAUUAUUAUUAUUAUUAUUAGUUUUUUGUUUUCCCUUAGUUACUAUUCGUAUUAAAACUUGUUUAAUAUCAAGUGCAAUUGAAGGCGGCCAAGCCGCCGUCAACGUUAUCUCUUCUAGAAGAGACUUUUUUAUCUUUUCAGCCAUCAACAACCAUAGUCAUGUCAGGAAAUUAUUUAUUCAAUUGCAACUUAGAUGCAAGAGAUGUGUUUGUGUUGCUUCGCAAUUACGCAUUUAUCUUUUAAUUAAACUUGGGUUCUUGAAGUUUGGUAAAAAUAAUAAAACAUUAAGUCUACGCUUGGAAACCAUUCGCAGUAAUAUCAACCCAUAAAAACAAAGGCAAACAGAGACGGGCAGUUUGAAGCAAUGCCCAGAUUUUAACAUGUAAAGAAAGCCGUUUUGCAUUGCUUUUUAACUCAUCCAGAAUCGAAGUAUUAAUGAAAUAAAAAUAGUAAUUUUUGGCAUACAAAUUUCUACCUAAUACAGAAGCAUAUAAGCGGUUUUGUAUUGGGAAAAUUGGCCUAUCGGUGAUAUCAUGGCGAAAUGGUAUCCAGCCAAUGAACUAACCUGCGCUGCAACUCACUCGUCUUAAAUUUUACAAAUAUUUAAUUUUAAUUUUCUCUAGCGAAAAUCCCAUCUUAAAGAAAAACUAUUUUUACUCUAUUUUCUAAAGCCAUCUGCCUAUGCCUGAUGCGUGUGAUGCUUUUAGCAGUAGUUUACAAACUGAUAUUG